This is a messenger RNA of Antechinus flavipes (yellow-footed antechinus), 1082 nucleotides long. It is a transcript of the gene C1H9orf85, whose product is annotated as chromosome 1 C9orf85 homolog. Bases 368 to 862 code for a protein of 164 amino acids. The transcript is spliced from 4 exons. The record is from RefSeq and is a predicted model, not a curated record. Lineage: Eukaryota; Metazoa; Chordata; Mammalia; Dasyuromorphia; Dasyuridae.
UUUCGAAGAAAGCAGGAUUAGUCCUUGGAGUUUAAGGGAAAGACACAGAAAGUGAGUGAUUCGUCGUCUUGGAGAGGUGGAUGUUCGUGAGUUGGGUGUUGCUAAGGGACUGUGGAGUUUUUCUGAAUCGUUUCCCUCUCCCCCGCCCCAGGAGUCACGUGGGCGGUGGAGAAUUAGCUGAAGCGCUUCCUUCCGGGUCAGCCUAGGAAUCGCUGAGAAUUCCUCGUGUUCGCCCUAUAUCACUCCAGCGCCUUCUGGCCAAAUUCUCUGGAACCUUUUUUGGGUGUGAGGGGCUCCCCUGAGCCCCUAACUUCCCAAUCUCGUUUCUCUUUCUUUUCCACCUUUCCUGGAGGCGGCAACUUCCGAGAUGAGCUCCCAGAAAGGGAAUGUGACCCGGACCAGACCUCAGAGGCACCAGAAUGCAUUUAGCUUCAAAAAUGACAAGUUCGAUACUAGUAUUCAGACCAAGAGAAUAAAUGCAAAGCUUCAUGAUGGAGUGUGUCAGCAUUGUAAAGGAGUUCUGGAGUGGCGAGUAAAAUACAGCAAGUACAAACCACUAUCAAAACCUAAAAAAUGUAUUAAAUGUUUACAAAAGACAGUGAAGGAUUCUUAUCACACGAUCUGUAGACCAUGUGCUUGUGAACUUGAAGUUUGUGCUAAAUGUGGAAAGAAAGAAGAAAUUGUUAUUCCGAUCAGUAACAAGCUAGAGAAGAUAGACAAUGUUAAAAGUGAUGAAAUAUGUAACUACAAGAGAAGAAAAAGGUUUGAAGGACAGACCAGUGAUGAAUUAGAUUUUGACAUUGAUUUAAAUGAAUCAGAAGAUGAAGAACAAGAUAAUCCAUAUGCAAAUGUGAAAAUCUAACUAACUUGAAGAUCUUGUACAAAGGUCUAUGGAAUUAAAUACAAGACAAUAGAAAGCUCACUGACCUGGGAUUAGAGGUUGCUAGGUUUUAAGUUUGCUUCUGUUUUUAGCAAGUUAAUUAACCAUGGUCAAAUCUCUUGCUUUCUUGGAAUCUGUUUUUUGUUUUUUGUUUUCAUCUGUAAAAUGGAAUAAAAAGAUGGGAAAAUGGUUUCCAACUGUA